Messenger RNA from Carlito syrichta (Philippine tarsier), 333 nucleotides. RefSeq names its product interferon-induced transmembrane protein 3-like. Gene Ontology annotation, biological process: host-mediated suppression of symbiont invasion; response to interferon-beta; response to interferon-alpha. The annotation marks the transcript as partial. The transcript is spliced from 2 exons. Lineage: Eukaryota; Metazoa; Chordata; Mammalia; Primates; Tarsiidae. Gene Ontology annotation, cellular component: plasma membrane. The record is from RefSeq and is a predicted model, not a curated record.
CGCUCCCAGCACCCAGACCCCGCAGCGCCCCCGUCUCCAGCCAUGCACCACACUUCCCAGACCUUCUUCACUCGGGCCAGCGCCGGCGCCCCCCCGAACUAUGAGAUGCUCAAGGAGGAGCACGAGGUGGCCGUGCUGGGGACGCCCCACGGCCCCGUUCCCACGACGUCCACCGUGAUCCACGUCCACAGCGACACCUCCGUGCCCGACCACGUCGUCUGGUCCCUGUUCAACACGCUCUUCCUGAACGUCUGCUGUCUGGGCUUCAUCGCCUUCGCCUACUCCGUGAAGUCUAGGGACAGGAAGAUGGUGGGCGACGUGACCGGGGCCCAG